Messenger RNA from Mycena citricolor, 1467 nucleotides. Lineage: Eukaryota; Fungi; Basidiomycota; Agaricomycetes; Agaricales; Mycenaceae. The record is from the annotation of a GenBank genome assembly.
CUGAUCCCUGCAUGGCUCGAUGAUCAAUUCACCGUCGCGACAUGGCUAGGACGUUCGUCACGCAGUGCAAACGGAACCCUGUCGAGAUAACCUCCCCGUUCGAAUUCUGGAUUGCACGCAAGCAAUUCAUCUCUAUCAGGCCCUCUGUCUAACAGGUUGAUUGGUCCGAUCUUCUCUGCCCUAUACCCAGGAUCGACUGUCAUACGCGUGCCGUGCCGGACAUCUAUCUCAUCCGGGACAAGUGAAGAAGCUCGUGCGAUCUGUAUGAUCUCAGGCUUCCGCGGAGUAUAAGUACUAGCGCGUGCUCGUUCAAAUGACCCUUGCUCCGGCUUCCAUAGCUCAUCCCUUUGCAUCAAUUCCUGUUUUGACCAUGGCUAGUGUUGCCCCUCCUCUCCCCGACGUUCGCCUGAGCUUUGGGCCUAUGCUGAUCGGAGUCUUCUUCAAUAUGAUCCUCUACGGGAUGAUGACUUAUGUCCAAACGUACAAGAAGGAUGCAAUCUGGAUGAAACUCUUCCUGUCCUAUCUUUUCGUCGUGGAGACAGCGAACACCGGCAUGGACAUGGGCAUCAUAUACGAGCCACUCAUUCUGCACUACGGAGAAACACCCAAGUACUUUCCAACCCGUGAGAUUCCGCAUUUUCCUUGCUGUGAUGCAGCUGAAGCCAUGCUAUUUCCGCCUCCCAGUCUUUAUGGCCCAGCCGCUCUGUGUCUCCAGCUCUUUUUCGCAUGGCGAAUCAGACAAUUGACAAAAGCUGUCUGGCUUCCGGUGCUCAUUGCACUGCUGGCCCUUUCUAGCUUUGCGGGAGGUCUUUGGACUUCUGUAGAGAUCCAGAUCCUGCGUCUCUUCGCCAAAAAACCGUUGCUUCAUCAUCCGGCUUUGGUGUGGUUCUUGACCUCCUGUGUCGCGGACGUGUUGAUCACAGUCACGCUUGUCAUCACUCUGUCCAGGAAGAAGACUGGUUUCACCGCGACCGAUUCAGUGCUUGACAGAAUCAUACGCAUGACCAUUCAGACCGGCGCGGCGACUGCCUUGUUCAGUAUUCUGGAUGUCGUGUGCUUCAUGGUUCUCCCGCACUAUGCUGUAAACUUCAUCUGGGAUCUGGCACUAUCGAAGUUGUAUAGCAACUGUCUCCUGUCGACUCUAAAUGCACGCGCCAAGCUCAACUCGGCCUCGCAUGGGUCGACAUAUCAGCAGCAUCAACCCCGAGGAUAUGUCAUCUCCCCCCGCGGGUCCGGCAAAGACAGCUUCCUCGAUGCUCAGGCAGAAUCGGGUUUCCCUAACGAUCCCCUCGAGUACGGCAUUCGGAUGACGAAAGUCGUCGAGCGUAUGCAGGAUCCUCUACCCGGAUCGACUGCUGAUGCCUAAAUCAAACUUCCGAAGCUGCAGUAUUGACAAAGCGGACUGUAAAUGUAUAUAUGUUGUAAAUUGUGUACGAUCCAUCACACUGUGAUUUCUCCCCAAAUGGC